GACGAAGAGCCAGCGAAGGCCAAGUCUACACCCGCUAAAACGGCUACACCUGCAGCUGUUAAAACGGCUAAACCUGCAUCAAAGCCUGCCACCCCUGCAGCUAAAGCUAAAGCUGCUGCUGCUGCGGCAGAGAGCAGCUCAGAGUCCGACUCGGAAGAAGAACCUGCCAAGCCGGCGGCCAAAAAACCAGCUCCAGCAGCGACCAAGAAGCCUGCAGCUAAAAAGGCAGCAGAGAGCAGCUCUGACUCCUCCUCCGAUUCGGAGACGGAGGCCAAGCCUGCCGUGGCCAACGCAGCCAAGACGGCGCCUGCAGCUAAAGCUGAGGAGAGCAGCUCCUCCGACAGCUCGUCAGAAGAGGAGGAGGCCCCACGCAAAGCGGCCACCGCCCCCACCACCCCCACAGCGAAAACCAACGGAAAGAGAAAAGGAGAUGAAGAGUCAUCAGAAAGUGAGGAGGAGGAGGAGGAAACCCAGCUGAAGACGCCAAAAAACAAGAAAGUAACGACCACACCUCAGACCUUUCCGAAAGCCAACAAGAAGUCCUCCAACAUACCCUUCCGCAGGAUAGUGGAAGAGCACGUGGAUGUGGACCCCCGCCUAGCAGACAACUCCUUUGAUGCUAAGUACGGGGCUAAUGGAGACUGGGGCCAGAAAGCCAACGACGUGCUCAAGUUCACCAAAGGCAAGUCAUUCCGCCACGAGAAGACAAAGAAGAAGAGGGGCAGCUACCGCGGAGGGGCCAUCUCCACCACCGUCAACUCCAUUAAGUUCGACAGCGAC
This is a messenger RNA of Menidia menidia (Atlantic silverside), 780 nucleotides long. NCBI's taxonomy places the organism in Eukaryota, Metazoa, Chordata, Actinopteri, Atheriniformes, Atherinopsidae. The record is from the annotation of a GenBank genome assembly.